This is a messenger RNA of Brassica oleracea var. oleracea, 2675 nucleotides long. Its product is annotated as pentatricopeptide repeat-containing protein At1g53600, mitochondrial. The coding region runs from base 52 to 2085 and encodes 677 amino acids. Gene Ontology annotation, molecular function: RNA binding; protein binding. The record is from RefSeq and is a predicted model, not a curated record. Gene Ontology annotation, biological process: RNA modification. The transcript has 2 exons. Lineage: Eukaryota; Viridiplantae; Streptophyta; Magnoliopsida; Brassicales; Brassicaceae.
UGUUUUUCCCGGCUUUUUUCUUCGUUUCUCUCCGUUGUAAAUCGCUAAACAAUGGUGAUGAGGCCGAUUUCAAAAAACUGCUUAAUCUACAGACACAGCCUUUAUCUCAGGCUUAACUCUACGCUUGCUCUCUCUAACUACAAACCCAAUCCACCGACGACAACAACAAGCACAUCUAUCUUCCAAUGCAAUUCUCAAAUCUCGAAGCUCGCGAGAAACGGCAACCUCCAAGAAGCCGAAGCCAUCUUCAAAACAAUGCCUCAGAGAAGCAUAGUCUCGUGGAACGCGAUGAUCUCUGCCUACGCGGCGAAUGGCAAAAUGAGCAAAGCGCGCCAAGUGUUCGACGAAAUGCCCGUGAGAGCUACGACUUCUUAUAACGCGAUGAUCACGGCUAUGGUUAAGAACAAGUGCGAUAUGGUGAAAGCUCACGAACUUUUUCGCGAGAUACCCGAGAAGAACGCUGUCUCUUACGCGGCUAUGAUCACUGGUUUUGUUAAGGCGGGGAUGUUUGAUGAGGCGGAGUGUUUGUACGGUGAGACGCCCGUUGAGUUUCGUGAUCCCGUUGCUUCGAACGUUUUGUUGAGUGGGUAUUUGAGGGGAGGGAAGUUAGAGGAGGCUGUUCGUGUGUUUGAAGGUAUGGUGGUGAAGGAAAUGGUGUCGUGUAGCUCUAUGGUUGAUGGGUAUUGCAAAAUGGGGAAGCUUGUUGAGGCUAGGAGACUCUUUGAUGAGAUGUCUGAGAGAAAUGUGGUGACUUGGACUGCUAUGAUCGAUGGCUAUUUUAAAGGCGGGUGUUUUGAAGAUGGGUUUGCUCUGUUUCUGAGGAUGAGGCGAGAGGGGGGUGUUAGUGUUAAUGCUAAUACUCUGGCUGUUAUGUUUAAAGCUUGUAGAGAUUUUGGCAGAUACAGAGAGGGGAGUCAGAUUCAUGGGUUGGUUUCACGGAUGCCUCUCGAGUUUGAUCUGUUUCUAGGGAACUCCAUGAUCUCGAUGUACUCUAAGCUUGGCUUUACGGACGAGGCUAAAGAAGUGUUUGGUGUGAUGAAAAGCAAAGACACUGUCUCUUGGAACUCGUUGAUCACGGGUCUUGUCCAGCGGGGACAAGUCUCUGAAGCUUAUGAGCUUUUCGAGAAGAUGCCGAGUAAAGACAUUGUAUCUUGGACAGAUAUGAUCAAAGGAUUUUCCGGAAUAGGAGAGAUCUCCAAAUGUGUAGAGUUGUUUAGGAUGAUGCCUGAGAAGGACGACGUAACAUGGGCUGCUAUGAUAUCUGCUUUCGUGAGCAAUGGAUGUUACUCGGAAGCGGUUAGCUGGUUUCGUGAGAUGCUCCGAGGAAAGGCUUUUCCGAACUCCUACAGUUUCAGUAGCGUCCUCAGCGCAGCAGCUAGUUUGGCGGCGUUGGUUGAAGGACUACAGAUCCACGCUGAAGUAGUUAAAAUGAACAUGGGGCAUGACUUGUCGGUUCAGAACUCGCUGGUGUCUAUGUAUUCAAAAACCGGAAACGCGGAUGAUGCUUACAAGAUCUUCUUACGCAUCGGUGACCCCAAUAUUGUUUCUUACAACGCGAUGAUCAGCGGGUUUUCUUACAAUGGGUUCGGUAAGGAAGCGGUUAAACUGUUUUCGGUACUGGAAAGUACAGGAACAGAGCCGAACAGUGUUACCUUUCUUGCUCUGUUAUCAGCUUGUGCUCACGUUGGAUACGUAGACUUAGGAUGGAGAUACUUCAGCUCCAUGAAAUCUUCUUACGGCAUUGAGCCAGGACCUGAUCAUUACGCGUGUAUGGCUGACCUUCUUGGAAGAAGUGGAAUGCUUGAUGAAGCAUAUCGCUUGAUCUCUUCAAUGCCUUUUGAGCCUCACUCUGGUGUUUGGGGAAGCCUGCUUGGUGCUAGCAAGGCUUGUCUGCGUGUGGAUCUUGCAGAGAUUGCUGCUAAGAAACUAAUCGAGCUUGAGCCUGAUAGCGCAACACCUUACGUUGUGUUGUCCCAGCUGUAUUCACUUGUUGGGAAAAACAGAGAUGGUGAUCGGAUAAGGAGUAUCAAGAAGUCAAAAAGAAUAAAGAAGGAUCCUGGUUCUAGCUGGAUUAAUAAAGGGUGAAGUACACAACUUUCUUGCGGGAGAUGAAUUUCAUUUGAGUCUGGAAGAGAUAACGUUCACUCUGAAGAUGAUUGAAAAGGAAGUGGAGAGUGUGUUCAUCACAAUGAAGCCUGUAAGCUGGUAGAGAGGAAGUAUACAUACCUGAACCAAGCUCUGUUAUUGAGAGAGAGAGAGAUUAUGGAAACUGAUUUGAUUGUUUUGAUGGUCUGUUGUGGUGUCUUUAUUGCGUUGGCUUUAUUGGUGCCAUGUUGUUUGGAGGAGAAGAAGAAAACAGGCACUGAUGGUUCUGUGCUAAAGCCCAACAACCAGAGAGGCAGGGCUGUAACAAGCAGCAAUGGUGACUUCAUGUUUUAUCCAGCUGCGGCAGCGUCUCUUCCUACUAUCUCUGGUUCUGGACCUUCUGGUCACCAUCACAGCGCUCAUCAUCACGGUGGUGGUGGUGGUUGUGGCGGCGGAGGGCAACAUGGUGGUGGAGGAGGGUGUGGUGGAGGUGGAGGAUGUGGUGGCGGUGGAGGAGGUGGAUGUGGUGGCGGGGGAUGAAGUUAGUUAUGUAUAACGAUGAGUAGAGUUAGAUGAUGCUGCUAUGAUUU